This is a messenger RNA of Mercurialis annua (annual mercury), 760 nucleotides long. Its product is annotated as 60S ribosomal protein L21-1. Bases 62 to 556 code for a protein of 164 amino acids. Gene Ontology annotation, molecular function: structural constituent of ribosome. The transcript is spliced from 2 exons. Gene Ontology annotation, biological process: translation. NCBI's taxonomy places the organism in Eukaryota, Viridiplantae, Streptophyta, Magnoliopsida, Malpighiales, Euphorbiaceae. Gene Ontology annotation, cellular component: cytosolic large ribosomal subunit; ribosome. The record is from RefSeq and is a predicted model, not a curated record.
CUAGGGUUUUGAACACUCUGUUUCACAUCCUUCCACAGAGCCACCAGUCAGUAGAGAGAAAAUGCCGGCAGGUCACGGUCUCCGAUCAAGAACCAGGGAUCUCUUCGCCAGGCCCUUCAGGAAGAAGGGUUACAUCCCCUUAACUACCUACCUUAGGACCUUCAAAAUCGGCGACUAUGUGGACGUGAAGGUUAACGGCGCCAUCCACAAGGGCAUGCCCCAUAAAUUUUACCAUGGCCGCACUGGCCGUGUCUGGAACGUCACCAAGCGUGCCGUCGGCGUGGAGGUUAACAAGCAGGUUGGUAACAGGAUCAUUAAGAAGAGGAUCCAUGUUAGAGUCGAGCACCUCCAGCAAUCAAGGUGCACCGAAGAGUUGCGGCUGAGGAAGAUUAAGAACGAUGAGUUGAAGGCAGAGGCUAAGCUAAGAGGUGAGGUCAUCAGUACUAAGAGACGCCCUGAGGGUCCUAAACCAGGUUUCAUGGUUGGAGGUGCUACAAUUGAGACCGUCACCCCCAUUCCCUAUGAUGUUGUUAACGACCUCAAGGGAGGUUAUUAGGUCUACAAUUUCUAGGCUUUUUGUUUAUGCCUGUUUUCUUACUGUGCCGAAAACUUUUUAUUAAACUGGUUUAUUAGAUUAUUUAUAUCCGACUCUCUUUUUCAAGUACUUUCAGUUUUGAAGAGUCAUUUUGAGAUAUCUGUAUUUGCAGGAAUAUUUUGUUUACUUAAAUUCUCGUUUGACAAAAAAUGGAUGCUUUUUUUA